AAGCCUUCAAAGUACCAAACACCUACAUCAUUAAUUACAAUUUUUUAAAAUGUCUUCAAUCAUCCCCUAACCAACAACCAAUAACAAGCAAUACCUUGACAGACAGAAAGUCUGACACCAUAGUUACCAUAAAUAGAACCAUAAAUAAAACCCGGUCAAAAUCCUAUUCUCAUUUUUACCAUUGCUAUCUUACAAAUCUCUGGAAACCUAACCUACAAAACCACCAAACCACCACCUUCGAAAUUCUACCUACGGUUUUCUCAUUAACCGUUGCCUUACUCUCGAUCGUUCCCUCGUGAUUCAGUAAAUUAAAGAGAAAGACAGAGACGGAGAAAGAGAAAUAGAGAGAGGAUCGAUCUUCAGCGGCACGAUUAGCAGCACCGAUAGCCAACGCUGGUCCUCGCCCGUUUUCUAUUCUAAUUCUGUUGCUAUUCUAGUCCACGACCGCCGGCCAAUGGGCUACGUCCGCCAGCCGUGUAAACCUUUCUGUCUCUCUCACACGCACACUCGCCUUUCCCUUCUCCCCCUCCGCCCCGUACCUCGUGUCAACCGCAGUCGUUCUCGAGGCAUCGCGUGCACCAGAUUAUUCAACUGCAUCCUCCUUUUAUUUGGCGCGUUUAUCAGUGGCGUUCACGUUUCUAAACCCUGGGAACCGAUUACGUUCGAUAACAGGGCAAAGCGGAGAAUUCUACGGGUCGGUUCAUCGUCGACGUCGAGCAUCCUAAUAGGGGAACGAACGACAGUGCCGCCGGUCUCUUUCGUCGUUCGUACCGGUACGAAUUCACGUACGGAACAAAACGUACAUUGAAUCGUACCAAUCUUUUUCGCGUGCAAGAAGAGAACUGUCGAAGGGAAGGGGAAAAAGAAAGGAGAAGGAGUGCGAAGUCUGGGGUGAAAGACUGGGUGACCAGUGGUGUACGCUGGAAAGGAAGGGUGGAAAGGAGGAUUCUGCGAGGAGGGAGGCCAACGUGUGACUUAGAGGGCGCGACAGAGAAAUGCAGUGGCGUCGGCAGCGAAGGGUUAUCCACGUGAUCGGCUCCUCCAAUCACGUUCUACUUUUAGCGAGGUACCAAGACGCUCCACCUGGAGAAAAAGACGAAGAAGAAGGGUUGCGAAACGGGUUUAUGGAUGGCAAAGAACAUGACACGAGCACGCACAGCUUCAGUCGGAACGCGCAGAGCGGCUACAAACCUCGUAAGAGCGGAAACAGCGACGGCAGCGCCUAUGCCGGUAACUCGGAUGAGCACAAGAACGAGUCGUUCGGUUCGCCUUCUCAACCAAAGAUCAUCUUCAACGAGGACGAGUACACGAGAAUCACGACCCCCAGGCAGGACAUGUUGUUCAAAAAGGGCUACCUCUCCAGGAAGAAGCCCUGGGUCGGAAACGUAAACACUAGCGCCACAUCUUCCACCACCGAGAGCCAAUCGGCGUCGCAUUCCACCGCAGGUAGAGACGGCAGCGAAACAACCGAGGAUCAACAGCUACUAGAUAGGGACUACGCUAUCGGCGAGUAUGCGCCAAUGAUGGAUUCCAGCGCUCAGUUAGACUACGGAACGUUCUACGACCACGUGGGUGGUUAUUAUUACGAGUAUCCUGUGAUGUUGGUUGGUCCAGCACCAAUACCAGCUCAGGUCGCACCUAGUGUCCUGGCAGCUGUGCCUUGUGCCCCAGUGCCUCUUAGGCCGAUGCAAUGGGUCAAUUCGUCUUUCGUGCCCAAGAUUCCUAAUAAUCCGUACUGCAUGCUGAGUUAUGAGGGUAAUCAGGGUAUGGAGAAUACAGUAAUGAUGGAAGAGCAAGAAAAUGCAACUGUUGCAGUUGAGAAUUCCAAUGGAGCCUGCAACAAGAGUGGAACAGGGAGCACUAGUUGCAGUGGUAGCGUAGCUGGAGAAACAGAGGAGCAGCCUAUAGAAUUCGGCAAUACUACAGAGGAACUGCAGGUGGACGAGCAGAUGGAGGAACAAAUGGAGGAGCAGUACGAGAACGAGCAACAGGCAGAAGAACAGUGUUUGGAGAAUGGGAUUGACGGUGGUCCCUACUUUGAACCUAUGCUGCUACAGCAACCGGUACACGUUUCUCACGUGAUACCAGCAGUUCCUCAGCCUUACAUGUACCCUGGCCACUACAUGUUUGGUCCUCCUUUUAUCGACGUAAAUGGUGUUACGAUACAGGGUGGACCCAUGAUCAGAACUAUGGAUGUUGCGGCUAUGUCGGCGGCCUAUGCCAAGCGAAGAAGGAAAAAAAAGAGGAGGAAGCAGAUUUUGCAAGCAAGAUUUGCUACGGGUAAUACGGAGGAUGAAGAGGAAGGAGAGUACAGCUCCGAGUAUGAUACCGGUCUAUCGCUUCCCAAGCUGUCUUGGACAACAUGUUCAACUUCGACUACAACCACGACAACAACGACCAGUAAUCAGCCGCUGAACCCCGAGUGCCAGGAGUUCCAGCUGCGAAAAGUUGUUAAAACUCAAACCUCGCUACCUGCUAUUCCAACCUCCGCCAAUAAUACACCUACGUCCGAGAAGAGCUCGACGAUAAAUCAGUCGAGCAUGGACGAUAAACCACCGUCGGAUACGACUCCCGUCGACGAGUCCAAAGAAGUAUACAACGGCAUCGUAUCCGACGAUUCGGAAAAUCAGAAUGACGAAAUCACCGAGAGCAGCAAGUCUGAUAAGCAAGUAGCAUCGACAUCGACUUUAAUAGAGAACAGCCAAUCGAAGCUGCUAGAAGCGACUACGGAUAACGAAGCGAAUAGACUGACGAACUGCCUCCCCGUAGACGAGGAAUCAGUUCUUUUAACGAACGAGGUGACCGAGGUCGGGAAACUGUCGAGCACUACCAAAGCAGUAAUUCAUAAUGAUUCAUCGACUGCCAACGAGCUACACGAACGACCGAGCAACGAGAUGAACGGGAAGACCUUGGUGAACGGAAAGCUGGACUUCGACUCGAGUAAUAACGACACAUCGAUAACAUUAACAACUUCGAGGCCAUUGUCCCCCGUACCUAAUAACGAAAAGACGAGAUCUAGAUCGAUCACGCCCAAGAGCGUAGAGAAUGUAGCGAUAUGUGAAGAUCAGAAUUACGAAUCCUUAACAAGCAGCAAGUCAUCGUCAUCGACAAGUCUAUCAAAGAGGAAGUACACCGCGAAAGGUACAAAGUUCGUGAGGGAACCGACACCUGGUCCAGAUCUGAACAGCAGCACGGAAGUGGAAACCGAAACAAAGGUACGCGAAUUGACUCAGAGUCUAGAGAAAGUGGAUCUGUCGAACGACUUGAAGGCAGAUUCUGUGUUCGAACCUCGUGCGGAUAAAGUGGUAAAGGAUGGCCAGGUAUCGAAUAAGUUUAGAAUGAAAACGGUGUGCAAUCGCUUGAGCAAAGAGGCGAUCGAGGCAACGAAUGAGGACUCUGGUUUUGAAAGCCAGACACAGCUAUCAGAUUAUCCUAUCACGGAGGCGGUGACGGAAUGGCUCCGUAGAGAAAAGUCGCCGGAUUUGUUUAUUGGGUCGGCUAUCUCGAUGGAUUGCGAGGAGGAUGAGGACGAUGUGGAUAAAGAGCCGCCAAAAAACUUGCAUGGCAACCCCAUGCCUGCACUAUCUGUUAAUAGCGAAGCAGACAAUACGGCAUUGUCUUGUGCAGCUAAUUGUGGGAAAUUCGCAAGGAUUAGCAACGUCAACGGUGGGAAAGAACAACAGCAGUCGAAGGGUAACAAUAGUACUUCGAGAAGAAAGAAGGAUGCGAAAAGGAGACUGGAAGAACGGAGACGAAUGGCCAGGUAUGCAUUGGACAGCAAGGUGAACAGCGAAGUGGUGUCCACAUCGGAUUCCUGUGAUCAGCAGGAGGACCUGGCAAACAUCGCGAGAAGAAAGAAUCCAUCCAGACACCAACAACAGCAAGAUGUUGUCGAUGAUACUUGCGAAUUUACUGAGAAAGAUAGCGUUGUGGGUAUGAGGGUUGCUUUAAGCUCUCGGAUCGACUCGAAGAGAGUCAAUGCAAGGCGAACGAAAAGACAAGGGAAAUCGCACAUGCUGCGGAAUCCCUCGAAUAAUAUCGAUACGAAGAUUCGAUGUAGUGAGAACGAUGAGAACGACGAAGGAAUUGUUGAGGACACGAUAAGGGUGCGGACGUACGAAAAAGGAGAGGUCAUAUUUUCGGAGGAUGGCAAGCUAUUAAUGUCUUCCAUGUUCAAGCCAGAUCUAUGGAAGUGUUACGAAUUUCCUACGGUAAUGGAAACCCUGAGCGAGAGUGAAACGGUUAAACAGACGACCGAGAGGAAGACAGAAGAAGCAUGCAAGAGAAAGAACAGUGUCGAGGAUGAAGAAUGUCGUAGCAGAGUAGGUUCCUUGGAUAGCAUAGAAGAGCCUGACGUGUUAGAAUGCUGGGAAGCUGAAAUCAUAGAACCUGUGAUAACUCCAAAAAGAAUGUUACAAACUGAGGGAAUACUAUGCGAGGGAGAAGCUGCAGAGGAUGAUACCAUUGAGGUUGAUCCGGUCAACCUAGAGUAUGUGCAGAAGUACUACCGAUUGGCACGAGAGAGCGCUAGCAUAGAAGAGAUUAGCUUAAAGGCGGAUCUACCAACGUCGUCGAAAUCAGUGCCAAAUAUGUCUGAGCAGAAAAAGGAAAUUCCAACGCAGAAGGAGAUUGCUGGAGACAAAAAUGACAUCCCUAUCGACGAAGCUUUUGAAGUAUAUGAAAGCUGUUACACCGGGAAUUCUCCGUUUUUGACGAUGGAUUCGAAACUUUUUAAACCACAAACAUUGUACAGUCAGAAAGGAGAGGCCCCGAUAUCAUGCAAAGCGGUUUGUUGCCAGAUUCAAUGAUUUUGCGAGUAUUUUUAUCGAGAGCCUCGUUGCACGCGUACACCUCUCACUCCACAGGGACGUUUUAUAAGUACUGAUGUCAAGGCCGUCCUUUUCUAAGUACCAUAUGCCUCUGACGUUGUACUCUUUGCUGAUUUAUACAUGUAUCGCGUACACGUUGAUGGGGAAUACGUGUAUUCAUCGCGCUAUCAUUAUGUUUCUCAUUAUUAUUAUUAUUAUUAUUAUUAUGCGUUGUCUAAUUUCAUCGAGCGAACUAUGGAAAGACAAGACAAGAGAGGAGACAAACCCUGUAGAUCGACAUAUGAAAGUUUGUUGAAACUUAGAGGCAUGCUCAAAGGCAGUGGAUAUAAUAAUAUAGUAAAAGCCUACGUAUCGCUAUUCAUUUUUGUAAAUAGCUUUAAGAGGUCGUUCUCGCAAAUCUCGUGUUAUCGUGAAUAUUUCGUUCAGAUGUAUACACGAGAGAACGUAUCGCACACCGCAAGGAAAGUGUCGCAAGUCGAAAACAGGCAAAUUGCUGAACAGGGCGAAGAAAUUAUUUCUAUUUAGAAAAUUAGCUGAUUUACCAAAUACGUGUCAGCUAAAAUUUUAUCAGAAAUCGCUUCAAGUUUGGUAGAUGGAAUGUGAGUAUUAAUAUUUUUCAUAACGUAUGUUUAUACUUUUCAAAACAAACCCCUGUCGUUAUUUGUGUCGUUUUUCCAGGUAAUUUCUUAAGUCGAGUUAUUUUCAUGAGCAAUCAAACUUUCGUGAACAUAGAAAUGAGGUGCUCGUAUGGCUUUUGUUCAGCGAUUAAUUUUGCGUUGAUUUCUUUUCUCCUCUGAAUCUGUAAUUCUGCGAAUUCUAAAUCGUUACAUGAAAGCGUAAAAAAAGCAUGAAUCAGAAUUUAAUUUUUCAUGUCAGUGAAUCCAUUAAUGUCUUUAAUCUAGU
This is a messenger RNA of Eufriesea mexicana, 5732 nucleotides long. RefSeq lists its product as uncharacterized. The transcript is spliced from 6 exons. The record is from RefSeq and is a predicted model, not a curated record. Lineage: Eukaryota; Metazoa; Arthropoda; Insecta; Hymenoptera; Apidae. Bases 996 to 4808 code for a protein of 1270 amino acids.